This is a messenger RNA of Morus notabilis, 1256 nucleotides long. Its product is annotated as DCN1-like protein 3. The transcript is spliced from 9 exons. The coding region runs from base 171 to 1187 and encodes 338 amino acids. The record is from RefSeq and is a predicted model, not a curated record. Gene Ontology annotation, molecular function: ubiquitin conjugating enzyme binding; ubiquitin-like protein binding; cullin family protein binding. Gene Ontology annotation, biological process: positive regulation of ubiquitin-protein transferase activity; protein neddylation. Gene Ontology annotation, cellular component: ubiquitin ligase complex. Lineage: Eukaryota; Viridiplantae; Streptophyta; Magnoliopsida; Rosales; Moraceae.
UAUAUAUCUCGCAAUCACCGUCUGUCUCUCUGUCUCUCUUGCUGCGUUUAUGAUACAGUUCUCUCAACGGACGCUGGCAAGAGAGAGAAACCAAAAAAGACGAACUCUUUCUCUCUCUAGGGUUUGGUGUCUUCCCCAAUCGCCUGCAAUCGCAGCUCGGUGAGAGCUCCAUGGAUUAUCUGCCAAGGUCCAGCUGUUUCGAUAUAUGCGAGGUUUAUCGGCGGUACUGCGAUAUCAGGUCAGGAAAUCUGCAUUUUCAAGGGGAAGAAGGUUAUAGAAAAAGUGAUGAAUCACAAAUGGCUCAAUGUUCGAGGGAGGCAUUCGCUCAGCUUUCGCAACUGGUAGAGUCAAGUCUGCAUGCAGAUGCUAGGAUAUCUAUUUUUGAUGAAAUUUGCAAGCUCAUGUCACGACUUAACUUGAUGAUAGAUUUUUCUGAAUUCUCGCGCUUCUACGAUUUUGUUUUCUUUGUGUGCCGUGAAAAUGGUCAAAAAAACAUUACUGUAAAAAGGGCUGUUGGUGCGUGGAGAUUAGUUUUGGCUGGGAGGUUUCGAUUGCUUAAUCAAUGGUGUGAUUUUGUUGAGAAAAAUCAGCGGCAUAAUAUCUCUGAGGACACAUGGAGACAAGUGUUAGCUUUCAGCCGGUGUGUACAUGAAAAUUUGGAAGGUUAUGAUCCAGCAGGAGCCUGGCCUGUUCUAAUAGAUGACUUCGUUGAGCACAUGUACAGGAUCUCCGGAUCUAAUGAAAAUCCCAACUGUUUCUGUAAUUGCGGAGAGCCGGAAUCCCAGUCGUGCGCAUAUGAUGACUCACUUCCAGGAUUGAAAAGCUUACCUGGGUUGAAGAGAAAGUCCCUCGAGGACCUUGAUAAAGAUGACUUGGGAUCCUUAAUCACCAUUUUCCCAGACAGUACCAACCUAAAUCCUUUAGUGAGCUUAAAGAGAAAUAGGUUGAUGCCGUACAAAACGGCAAACUGGGAGGAUGAGAAGAUGGAAAACGACAACGUGGAGAACAGUAAAUGUAUUAGUCCUUUGAAUGCUUCCAAAUCUCCUUGUGCAAUUGAAGGUUGUUUCUCAAAGGGCCUUGCAGGGCUCUUUCCAACGCGCUCAUGUUUGCAGUUUAAAAGGGAGAGGCGAGUUUCCUUUGCACAGAGACAGAGACCCUCCAAUGCUGAAAAAAUAUUGCAUGCAUAGGGUGAUCUAAUUUUUAUCUUUUUUGUUUUAUAUGUAUUUUUUUUUUUUUUUUUUUUGGUAACCAUUAAU